CGCGAGCGGCUGCGCGCCAAGUUCGGGUUCGCUGGUUGCUGAGAGUCACGUGGCGGCGCGGGUCAGCUGGGUCUUUCCGGUGGGACCUGAAGUAGUUAGUUUGGGACCUGAGGUAAUUUGGGACUGAGGCGUGGCCAGGUACCUGUGAGGCUACGUUCCCGUAGGCAGCUUUGAAACAGUGUGAUGGCGACUCCAGUCAACGGAUCCCACAAGGAUGUUGCCCUGUGGUCCUCCCAUGAAACUAUGCUGGCACAGCCCCUCAAGGACAGUGACAUCGAGGUGUACAACAUCAUUAAGAAGGAGAGUAACCGGCAGCGAGUGGGAUUAGAGCUGAUUGCCUCAGAGAAUUUUGCCAGCCGUGCAGUUCUGGAGGCCCUUGGCUCCUGUUUAAAUAACAAAUACUCUGAGGGGUACCCAGGUCAGAGAUAUUAUGGUGGGACUGAAUUUAUCGAUGAACUGGAGAUACUGUGUCAGAAGCGAGCACUACAAGCCUAUCAUCUGGACCCACAAUGCUGGGGGGUCAACGUCCAGCCCUACUCAGGCUCUCCUGCAAACUUUGCAGUAUACACUGCCCUGGUGGAGCCCCAUGGGCGCAUCAUGGGCCUCGACCUGCCUGAUGGGGGCCACCUGACCCAUGGGUUCAUGACAGACAAGAAGAAAAUCUCUGCUACAUCCAUCUUCUUUGAAUCUAUGCCCUAUAAGGUGUAUCUGGACACUGGCUUCAUCAACUACGACCAGCUGGAGGAAAAUGCCCGCCUCUUCCACCCAAAGCUGAUCAUUGCUGGAACCAGCUGUUACUCUCGAAACCUGGACUAUGCACGUUUGCGGAAGAUUGCAGAUGAGAACGGUGCAUAUCUCAUGGCAGACAUGGCACACAUCAGUGGGCUGGUGGCAGCUGGCGUGGUGCCCUCCCCUUUUGAGCACUGCCAUGUGGUAACCACCACAACCCAUAAGACACUGAGAGGCUCCCGGGCUGGCAUGAUCUUCUAUAGGAAAGGAGUAUGCAGUGUGGAUCCCAAGACUGGCAAAGAGACCCUGUACAAUCUGGAGUCACUCAUCAAUUCUGCUGUGUUCCCAGGCCUGCAGGGAGGUCCCCACAACCAUGCCAUUGCUGGUAUUGCUGUGGCCCUGAAGCAAGCCAUGACUACAGAAUUCAAAAUCUAUCAGCUCCAGGUAGUGGCCAACUGCAGAGCUCUGUCCAAGGCCCUUACAGAGCUGGGUUACAAAAUUGUCACAGGUGGUUCUGACAACCAUUUGAUCCUUGUGGAUCUACGUUCCAAGGGCACAGAUGGUGGGAGGGCUGAGAAGGUGCUAGAAGCCUGUUCUAUUGCCUGCAACAAGAAUACCUGCCCAGGUGACAGAAGCGCACUGAGGCCCAGUGGACUCCGACUGGGAACCCCAGCACUGACAACCCGAGGACUUUUGGAAAAAGACUUCCAAAAAGUAGCAUACUUUAUCCAUAAAGGUAUAGAGCUGACUCUACAGAUUCAGAACGACGUGGGCUCAAGGGCCACACUGAAGGAGUUCAAGGAAAAGCUGGCAGGAGAUGAGAAGCACCAGAGGGCCGUGCGGGCUCUCCGGGAUGAAGUAGAGAGCUUUGCUUCUCUCUUCCCACUGCCUGGCCUACCUGACUUCUGAAAGAGCCAUUCUGCUCUGCACCUGCCUUGGUGCCAUACACUCUGAUUGCCCAGGGAUACCUGCUAAGGGGCCAGUACCCUCUUGAGACAACAGAGCUGCCACACAUGACCACUAAGUUGCACUGUCCCUCUUGAGGAGCAUCUCUUACAGGCUAUUUUCAUGUUUUCACAAAUCAAAACUUAGAUCUAAGUCCCAUUGUUAAUAAUUCUGGGACGGGUUAUUAAGGAAUUUAAAUUUUAAUCUAACUUUCUCAACUAUAUAUAAUUACUCUGGAAAAAUAAAAUACUAUGUAGCCAAGUUGAUCAUUUAUAAAAUGGUACAGGACAAAGCCAUUAGAAAGAUUCCGGUGUUUUUACUUUUCUUGGGGCUUCCUUGACUCGCUGUGACAGGUAAGAAAUACCCAGGUUCAUAGAUUGUAAAUGUUGCCCAUUCCUGUUUCAUUGGUCAGUAAGUUGGCAAAGAAGCACUGAAUUCUAUUACAACUGCAGUGGGUAAUUUUGAGUCUCCUGCUUUGUGCUUUAAAAUUAAAUAAGUGUACAAGAUAUACCCAGCUGGUGUCAGCAGCUCACAGUAUGAAGGAUUGGGUUGUCACUCAUAAGUAGAGCACAUGCUUGGCAUAUACAAGACCCUGGAUUCAAUCUUCAACACCAAAAAACUUAUUAAAAAGAAAUGGUGGGCCGGGGA
This is a messenger RNA of Fukomys damarensis (Damara mole-rat), 2322 nucleotides long. RefSeq names its product serine hydroxymethyltransferase 1 (gene Shmt1). Gene Ontology annotation, molecular function: glycine hydroxymethyltransferase activity; mRNA 5'-UTR binding; mRNA regulatory element binding translation repressor activity. The record is from RefSeq and is a predicted model, not a curated record. Bases 184 to 1638 code for a protein of 484 amino acids. Gene Ontology annotation, biological process: folic acid metabolic process; cellular response to leukemia inhibitory factor; L-serine catabolic process. Gene Ontology annotation, cellular component: cytosol; nucleus; cytoplasm. NCBI's taxonomy places the organism in Eukaryota, Metazoa, Chordata, Mammalia, Rodentia, Bathyergidae. The transcript has 12 exons.